CCUUCCUGGACUUGCCGCAUCGAUGCUCGUGAAUGCCACCAACUGGUCUUUAUAAGAAAACCAGACACGUAUCAGAGUUCUCGGUAAUCACCAAAUCCAUCAUCGAAAUUGACAGACGCGCAGUUCCAAGUGUUCCUCUUCCAUUGACUACACGGGGUGAAGCGGGAUCCUGUGUGUAAACCGCGGCCGUCAAUGAGCUUCGGAUGGAUGGAUAGGAUAAGAUGGCGACAUGGUACCAUGCCGCACUUCCCUCCAAGCUACUGUCGGGAGCUCACCCCUCUCUUUCGGCCUUUUCGCGUUAUUAUUGGGUUAUCGAUUCUUAUAAAUCAAACUGCACUCUGGCGGCCUUUACUUAUCUCCCCAAGCUGUCUUUCCCCGGCUCUUCCACCACCAGAGCUUCCCAAAGAUUGACACAGAUUUCGCGGAGAUUUACGACUAAUUCACCUUCAAAGAUGCCUCCCAUUUAUAACAAACCUCAAGUGGAAAAGUACGACUAUGUAGUCAUCGGUGGUGGGAGCGGUGGGAGCGGAACAUCCAGACGUGCAGCAUCGUAUGGAAAGAAAGUUGCCAUCAUAGAAGCAACAGACCGCCCUGGUGGUACUUGCGUCAAUGUCGGAUGUGUACCCAAGAAGAUAAUGUGGCACGCCGCCGAUCUACGCGAAAAAAUCAUGUUCCACGCCAAAGGCUACAAACUCGAAGAUCUCCCCGACGCACCCAAAUUCGACUGGAGCUCCUUCAAAACUCAACGAGACGCAUACAUCCGCAAACUCAACAACAUCUACCACUCCAACUGGGAUAAAGCCGGGAUAGAGCUGCAUCAAGGACUCGGACGUUUGACGUCCAAGAACACUGUCGAGAUCACUCCACCUGGUGGGGAGAAGUACACUUUGAAUGCCGACCAGAUCUGUGUCGCUGUUGGCGGCACUCCGACUACCCCAAAGGACGAUGAGAUCCCAGGCGCCAGCCUCGGAAUUGAUUCUGACGGGUUUUUCGCUCUCGAGGAACAACCGAAGCGGGUAGCUGUCGUCGGAGCCGGGUAUAUUGCUGUUGAGCUUGCCGGGGUUUUCAACGCGUUGGGGAGCGAGACCCAUUUGAUCAUUCGUGGAGAGUCGGUUCUCAGGACUUUUGAUCCUGCGAUCCAAGAGGUGAUCACUCCGUGGAUGGAACACAGCGGUGUGAAGAUUCACAAAACCAGUAAAGUUGUCAAAGUCCAGGGACAAAAGGGACAGACCUUGACUUUGGAGACUAACAAGGGCGAGAAGAUCGAAGUGGAUUGUCUGCUUUGGGCUAUCGGACGUCACCCGUGUACGAAGGGCAUGGGUUUGGAGGAGAACGGUGUGAAACUGGACGGGAAGGGGAACAUUGUCGUUGAUGAGUACCAGACCACCUCCGUUCCGAACAUCACCUCCAUUGGGGACGUUCAGGGUAAAGCUCUCCUGACCCCUGUCGCUAUCGCAGCAGGGAGAAGGCUUUCGAACAGACUGUUCGGGCCACCGCAGUUCAAGGACGAUAAGUUGAGCUAUGAAGAUAUACCGACUGUUGUUUUCUCUCACCCUACAAUUGGUACUGUUGGGCUUACUGAGCCUGAAGCACGUAAGAAGUACGGUGAUGCGGCUGUCAAGAUCUAUAAAUCCAACUUCCGGGCUCUGUACUUCUCGAUGAUCCCCGAGGAACACAAGGAGCCAACGAUGUACAAGCUUGUUUGUGUUGGCCCGGAAGAACGUGUUGUUGGUAUUCACAUCAUUGGUCUGGGAAGUGAUGAGAUAAUGCAAGGAUUCGCUGUUGCUGUGAAGAUGAAAGCGACCAAGAAAGACUUUGACUCGACGGUUGCUAUUCACCCCACGUCCGCUGAAGAACUCGUAACGAUGGCUUGAAUGGCUUUAAAUACAUAGAAAUUUGAUAGCUUUGUACAAUAAAUACUUGGAGCUCUGUGAAAAAACUCUACAAUAAAAACAUCGUUGUGCAACCCA
Messenger RNA from Marasmius oreades (fairy-ring Marasmius), 1970 nucleotides. RefSeq lists its product as uncharacterized. The transcript is spliced from 9 exons. Lineage: Eukaryota; Fungi; Basidiomycota; Agaricomycetes; Agaricales; Marasmiaceae. Gene Ontology annotation, molecular function: NADP binding; flavin adenine dinucleotide binding; glutathione-disulfide reductase (NADPH) activity. Gene Ontology annotation, cellular component: cytosol; mitochondrion. Bases 222 to 1874 code for a protein of 550 amino acids. The record is from RefSeq and is a predicted model, not a curated record. Gene Ontology annotation, biological process: cell redox homeostasis; cellular response to oxidative stress; glutathione metabolic process.